Cicer arietinum (chickpea) is the source of this 1050-nucleotide messenger RNA. Lineage: Eukaryota; Viridiplantae; Streptophyta; Magnoliopsida; Fabales; Fabaceae. The record is from RefSeq and is a predicted model, not a curated record.
AUGGGCCAAUUGAGAGGAUUCUCUGUGUUUAGUAAGAUCGACUUGAGAUCAGAAUGCAAAGCACCUAAGUCAGUGACUGAGAUUAGAAGUUUCCUAGGAUUGGCUGGUUAUUAUCGUAGGUUCAUAGAAGGAUUUUCCAAGUUGGCCUUACCUUUAACUAAGUUGACCCGAAAAGGGGAAUUGUUCGUGUGGGAUACCCAUCGUGAGAAUAGUUUCCAAGAGCUUAAGAAACGAUUGAGCUCUGCACCGAUCUUAGUAUUAUCUGACCUUAGUGAACCCUUCAUAAUAUAUUGUGAUGCGUAUGGUUCAGGAUUAGGUGGAGUACUUAUGCAAGAUGGGAAGGUGGUAGCAUAUGCUUCUAGGAAACUGAAGAUUCAUGAGAGGAACUACCCUACCCAUGACCUAGAACUAGCAACAGUUGUCUUUGUACUUAGGAUGUGGAGACAUUAUUUAUAUGGAUCUAGAUUUGAGUCUAAGGUAGAACACCAAAAACCUUCAGGUUUGAUGCAACCUUUGAGUAUUCUUGAGUGGGAUAGCAUCUCUAUGGACUUUGUUGUACGCUUACCUCGAACUCCAAAAAGGUUAGCUGAAAUAUACAUAAAGGAAAUUGUGAAGUUGCAUGGAAUCCCAUCAAGUGUAGUCUCAGACAAAGACCCUAGGUUUACCUCUAAGUUUUGGCAAGGGUUACAUAGCACUUUAGGUACGAACCUUAGGAUGAGUUCAGCCUACCACCCACAAACAGAUGGUCAGACUGAGCGAACCAAUCAAUCCCUAGAAGACUUGUUGAGAGCUUGUGUGUUGGAACAAAAUGGAAGUUGGGAUAGCUUUUUGCCAUUUAUAGAGUUUACCUAUAACAAUAGUUUCCACUCUAAGAUUGAAAUGACCCCUUUUGAGGCGUUGUAUGGAAGAAGGUGUAGGACCCCUUUGUGUUGGUUUGAGACGAGUGGUAACCUUGUGUUAGGACCUGCGAUUGUUCAACAGACUACUGGUAAAGUAAAAACAAUUCAGGAAAAGAUGAGAGCAUCUCAAAGUAGGCAAAAGAUACCAUGA